This is a messenger RNA of Paramecium octaurelia, 422 nucleotides long. Lineage: Eukaryota; Ciliophora; Oligohymenophorea; Peniculida; Parameciidae. The record is from the annotation of a GenBank genome assembly.
AUGAAUUUGUCAGAUAUUAAAAGAUCAUCCAGUGUUGGCAAAUCAUUUAACACUCAGUCAACGUACUCCUCAAAAGGCUCAAAGAAAUUUACUUACUUUACUGAAACAAAGAGCAAAAAAAUUGAUAAAUCGAUUAAUGUUCCUUUAAACAGUUGGAGAGAGUUAUCCCUAUUCGAAUUGCUUGAUGAAGCAAUAGUUUUAUUAAAAGAAAAUAGAUCCACAAUUAAUGAUUAAUAAACUGUGUAAUUAGCAUUAAUAUCUAGUUUAAGAGAUUGAUUACGCAAUACCAAAACUUCAAAUAAACUAAUCAAAUGAAGCAAAUGCUAUUCUAAUAAAGAUCUAAAAUAAUUAAAAGUAACAUAGAAAAUAUAAUAUUGUCAUAAAACGACUUUUAAAGUUAUUUAGAAGGAGUAUAAAAAUGA